Messenger RNA from Protopterus annectens (West African lungfish), 5810 nucleotides. RefSeq names its product tubulin tyrosine ligase like 5 (gene TTLL5). Gene Ontology annotation, molecular function: ATP binding; tubulin binding; tubulin-glutamic acid ligase activity. Lineage: Eukaryota; Metazoa; Chordata; Ceratodontiformes; Protopteridae. Gene Ontology annotation, biological process: microtubule cytoskeleton organization; protein polyglutamylation. The record is from RefSeq and is a predicted model, not a curated record. Gene Ontology annotation, cellular component: cilium.
GUCGUUUGUAAGGAUUUGACAUGUUCACUCUAGUCAGCAAGAGGUGAAACCGACUUUGACUUAAGUGUAGCCCGGUCUACGCCUUGUUAAUGAUAUUUCUAGUCUGAAAUGCCAACUGUCAGACGAGAGCUGGAGGAGUCUUCCUCUGAAGAUGAAGAAAAACACGACCAUCUUUGCAUUGCAUGGACUGGCAUCUCUCGCAAAAUUCCAGUCUUGAUUUUUCAUGCAGAGACCAUCAUAACGAAGGAUGCUGCAAUUCGCAACAUUGGAGAACAUUACCAUCUAGCUUAUAAGAUUGUCCGUACAGAAAGUCGUCUGGUCCGCAACAUAAUGAAUGCCCAUGGAUUUCAUGAGGUCAUAUGAACUGACAAGGAAGGACCGUUUGUAUAAAAACAUUCAGCGGAUGCAACAGUCCCAUGGAUUCCGAAAUUUCAAUAUUGCACCCCAGACCUUUAUUUUGCCUUCAGAAUAUCAGGAAUUCUGCUCUGCCUAUUCAAAGGACAAGGGUCCAUGGAUUGUCAAGCCAGUGGCAUCUUCCAGGGGUCGUGGAGUUUAUCUAGUCAGCAAUCCAAACCACAUUCCCUUAGAUGAGUCCAUUCUAGUCUCUCGUUAUAUCAGUAAUCCUUUAUUAAUAGAUGAUUUCAAGUUUGAUGUCCGACUGUAUGUACUGGUGACUUCUUAUGAUCCUGUCAUUAUUUACCUCUAUGAAGAAGGUCUGGCGAGGUUUGCAACUGUAAAAUAUGAUCGUUCAGCUAAGAACAUUAAAAACCAAUUCAUGCAUCUGACAAAUUACAGUGUUAACAAGAAGAGCAGCGACUAUGUCAGCUGUGAUGACCCAGAAGUUGAAGAUUACGGUAACAAGUGGAGUAUGAGUGCAGUGCUUCGAUACCUUAAGCAGGAAGGGAAGAACACAACAGCUCUGAUGGCACAGAUAGAAGAUCUAAUCAUCAAGACUGUUCUCUCGGCUGAAUUACAGAUUGCCACAGCAUGCAAGACAUUUGUACCUCAUCGAGGAAAUUGUUUUGAGCUGUAUGGUUUUGAUGUGCUCAUUGAUGCUAAUUGGAAACCUUGGCUUCUUGAAGUUAAUCUCUCUCCUUCAUUGGCAUGUGACUCCCCAUUAGACCUGAAGGUUAAAGCAAGCAUGAUUUCAGAUAUGUUUUCAAUAGUAGGCUUUGCUUGUCAAGAUCCAGUCCAGAAGCAGAACCAGGUGGUGAAAUCGGCUUUGGAGUCACCUGUGAGAGGUUCUUCUUGGAAGCAUCAGCGCCCCUUCUCUGCACAGUCUCAACCUGUUAUCUCCAAAAUGCAUCAGCGUCCCAUGUCUGCCAGCGAUGCAGAUCCUGCCGCAGCAAAGGAGAAAGUGAGUGACAAGACGGUAGGAGGUGGCACCUUAGGCUUAUCUAUGGAAGAGAUUAAAGUCUUACGUCGUACUAAAGAAGAGUAUGAAAGAAGAGGAGGUUUUAUCCGCAUAUUCCCUACAGAAGAAUCCUGGGAGCUGUAUGGGUCCUUCUUGGAGUACAAAACACAAAUGAACUACAUGCUGGCCUUACGACUUUUCCCAGACAGGGUAGUCAAACAGAACAUGUCUGUCAAAGUGCGUACAACCACGAAUGGUAACUCAGAUACUUGUCAGAAGAUGAAGCAGCAUGCCAUGCAAUAUGAACGGAAACUUCUUUCACUUGAAAUGCGAAAGCGGAGGCAGCAACUCAGACAACGCAGAUCAGCAGCUACAAAGCAUGCAGUUACAGCACAUAAGCUAGGUAGACCUGAUGCACCUCCACGCCACUCUCAGGUGCAUUCUGAGACUAAGGAAGAAGAGGAAGAGGAGGAGGAAGAGAUAUCAGAGCCUGAGGAAAUGAUGCCUGAAAAAGAUGAUCAUUGCUUACGACCAGUAUCAGAAAGAGAUCAUAAUAAAAGUCAGAAACUGAAUAACCCCUUCUCUGAACAUACAAAAAUAGAGAUAGAGACUCCAGGGAAUGUUGAGAAAAUGGAACCAAAAAAAGUAAAUCUGCUACAGAGACUUGAGCAAGGUGGAACUCUGAGCAAAGUUCAAGCACGAAUGGCUUUUUCAGCCUAUCUAGAAAAGGUUCAAACACGACUGAAGACCGAAAUUGUGGAGCACGACCAGAACACAGCAUGGGUUUCCAAAGAAGAUGAACAGAUGGAACUGGUAAUCCGUUUUUUGAAAAAAGCAGCUGUUAAUCUUCAACGCACUCUGAAUCUGGUGUUACCUAGUCGCCAUAUCCCACUGGCAGAUCGUCGAAAAAUCCUGGCAAAGCAGCUUGGAGAGUUUAUUCAUGUUUAUAACAUGGAAACUGAUCAGAUGGUUAUUAGGAAACAACAUGAAAAGUUUGUGAAGGAAAAAUGCAUCAGUGUAGAGGAAUUUCAGGCAUUUGUGGCCACAGCAAGUGAGAAUGACCUGGAAGAAGUUCUAACAUUCUACACACACACAAAUAAGUCAGCAAGUGUGUUUCUAGGAACAGGAUCCAAAGACAACAGAGUCAAUGAGAGCAGAACUGUCAAACAAGUAGUGGUGGAGGUUCAGAAAGAGAAGGAAAAUGAAGUUGAGGUGAAGCAGAAGCAAGAUGCUUCAGUUCCAGAUACAGGCACAAAUGAUCAAGAAGAAAAUAAUCCCUUAAUCAGUGUAGCAGUGGCUAAGGGUGCAGGAAGGGUAGCAGAUGAUGCCACUGUACUAAAGCCUUCUUCUGUUAGCUGUAGUAAUUUGAAGCUCAGGUCAGUAGUACAAAGAUGUGCCAGUGAUCAGCACUGCCCUUCCCAUCCACCAGCCUUGGAUUCUACUCAAGCAAGGAUUCAUCGGCCCCCACAGCACCCUACUGAAACCGGUCCUUCAAACUCCAGCUUGAUGCAAACAUCGUUGUUUUCUGCUUCUUACUCUUCAACCACCUUGGGCAGGACUGCACCACUCAAUGUGAACAGGACACACACUUCUGCCUUGCAGUCUUUCCAUCCAGUACACCCUGAAGGGCAGCAGCAGCAGAAGCUCUCAAGUUCCAGUUGUUAUGGGAAUGGUCAUUUCAUGUCCACUUCAUCUAUACAGAGUGCCAUUCAGAUUUACAGCCAGAAACUCUCCAGGCCAGCAUCAGCCAAAACUGGGAUCCACCAAACUGUCCCGAGUCGGCAGCGGCCCAGUUCAGCAGUGACAGCUAAAGAUGGGAAUUCGCAUGUACCACAGCAUUGGGAUACUAACCAAGAGGCUAUAGCAGCCUCUCUUCAGCGACUGGCUGAGAAGCAGUCCAGCAGACAGUAUUCUAUGUCCAGUCACAUCAGUAUUCUCACACAGCAUCUGGCAAGUAUUAAUUUAACCAAUGGUGCACUGAACAGAGGUAGUACGUUGCUGAACCAUUCAUAUCAUCAGACAGUACCUUCAACAGUUCCUGCAGGAGCCUUCCAAUCAGAAGCUCAAGUACUGGAGAGUGCACUGGCCAGAACAAGAGUCAGAAGUUUGGAACGCAGUCACUUAGCUUGGGAAAGAGAAACAGAUAAUGCCUACAGCUGUGUUACUGGUGUAGCACCACAACAGAAGUACCAACCAACAGCUGAAAGUUGCCAGUUUCAGUAUGCCGUGCAGAAAUUCUGGCAGGGGAACCAACAGUUUCAACAGCUUCUGGAUCAGAGUCAAGCAUGGCAGCAGGUUGUUUCAUCUGAACAUCCAACACUAGCUUUAGGACAGAAGGAUGCACCAGCUAGUAUCAAUAACCAAUGGAAAGAGACUACUCCAUCUGCCAGCUUAGUGGUUGCUGGUCACUCAAAGUUAAUGCCAUAUCAGAAUUCUGUCCACAUUGUCCCAAAACCACCAGUCAACAACAAGCAGGCAUUAUCCAGGAAAACCGCUACUCAUCGGUUAUCCAGACCAUCUGAAGCUCUGUGGAAGGUAAAUUCUAGAUAUGGACUCAAUGAAGCUUCCUGAAUACUUCAUAAAGCUGCAGAUAAUGAAAUUUGGAUCUUAAUCCCUGAUCAUUCCUAGUCACAACUGGCUAACCAGGAUGCUUAAAUGUUAGUAGCUGUCUUACUGAGCCAAAUGACUUUGGACCUUCUUAAUAAAACAGACCUUUAAAUUAGUUGUAUUUUAUUGAAUUUUUAAUCUUUGUAAAAUGAAUCAGAAAAGGAAAUUUUCAUAUUUUCUUGCAGAUUCAUUUUUUAAAACAAAAUUGUUAAUUUUAGAUUUAAGUAAGCUCCUACAUUGUAGGUAGUUUUUACAUUAGAGAAGAGAAGCAGAACACAUUUCCAAAUCAGAGAAGGCAGAGAUAAGUCAAUCACUUUACAAAUGGCACUAUAUACAUUGGGGAAAAAAUAUUUUAUGUUCUCAUUUGAGCUUCUGAAAUAGAAAUAUUGCUGCAUUAGAAAGGCUUAUAAUUAAAACAAGAUACUCAUAUUUACUGAUGAAAAGUAUGUCAAAUGAUUCCUUUUUGAUUCAUUAGGGAAGUUGAAAUGUAUAUAUUGUUUAGAAAGAGGCUAUAUGGAUAAUCAGACCCCCUAACAAAAGGAAUAUACCUUUAAUACAAAUCAAAAGGGGGAUGAAACACUCAAAUCUUAAAGAAGGAACCCUUAGGUAAAACAGGAUGAAUGUAUGAGUAAUACUAUCAAAUAUGCUAGAGAUUUCUAUUUCAGGAUUAAAGAAAAACAUUCAAGGAAAACACUUGUGAUAAAAGAGGGUUGAAAAGAGAAAUGGGGUUAUAGUGCAGUUCAUCAAAACAUGAUUCUGUGACAAUCAUUUUGACAAACCCAGUGAAAGAAAAGCAGACUGCUCAGCAAGAAUGCCAACAUGUGUUUUCUGUGGGUGGUACAGAUCCUGUCCCCUCAGCAGAGCUGGGGUGGGGCCUCCUAUGCCACCUUAGGAUAUCUGAGCAUCUGAGAUAUCACAGCAUAUCUCAGGGAGAGGACAGAUCCCUCUAGUGCAGCAGUCUUGAAGUAUACAAUGUCACAGUAAAUGUUCUGCUGCAGAAACCUGCACACAGUAGCUGCAGUGAAAACCUAAUGCUGCUAAAUGAACCUGCUCAGAGGGAAGAUCUGUUUUACAACAAUUAGUGAAGCAGCUUUUAGUUUGGAAUAUUAUUUUGCUUAAUCAGGCUUGUUGAAAAGGCAUGUAUUAAAUUUCCAUGGGUAUAAAUGCAUUUUAUAGAGGAGGAAGAACAAGAAGUACGUAGUGGAGAGAAGCGUAGUAAACUGAACUGAGCAGUGGCAGAAAGUUUUGUAAAUGGUAAGGAAAUUUAAACUGUGAAAAACGAACACAGCACUAAUAACCACUGUAAAGUCAAAAAGUAGUGCUAGGACACGCUGUUAAAUGUUCCAGUAAGGUUUAUUCCAAAAUUUAAAAACCACGCUGCACCUAGUAGCAAAGAUGCCAGGAAAUUUAACCUACUCACAUUAUCUGUAAUUCCUGUAUUUGAAAUCAUUUGAAAUAAGAAAUAUGUAAUACACUGGAAUAUAGACUUAGUACGUAAACAGCACAAGUAUUUGCUGAAUGUUAGUGCUGAAAAUUCAUAUGGUAGAUCAAAGUAGAGAAAUCAACAGCUGCAGAAAUUUAGGCCUGAUUAACAGAAAAUAAUGUAUCAAACUAAGAUUCUCAGUGCAAUAUUUACCUGAGGCUAUGAUGAAAUUGCAUUACUGAAAAUAAGUUUUAAAGCUGCUAUACUUAUAAAGUCAAGAAUACUAGCACAGAAUUUGGAUACACUGUUAAGACCUUUUCCUAUAAUUUGCUUUGUUUAGAUCCUGUGUGGUGUCUAAUGUGAACUGAUUAUAUGGAAAAAACUCAAUCUACUGUAAAAAAAAAUAAAAACAAGUACUUUUGAAGA